UGUGGAAUUGGAAGUCACAAGUGCACGAUGUAGAAUGAUCUUGCCUUUGACCUUGCCGUUCUGUAUGUAUGUUUGUGAAAUGGAAUUGAGUUUUAGUGAACAUGAAGUAUUUAAAGACGACGUAUAUAUAUUUGGAGAAUUACUUCAUAUCUUAAAUUUCCGGAUGGCAAAAGGUGCCGGUGAAGGACGAGUUUUAGCAAAGAAAUGA
Messenger RNA from Loa loa (African eye worm), 208 nucleotides. RefSeq lists its product as hypothetical. The annotation marks the transcript as partial. The transcript has a single exon. The record is from RefSeq and is a predicted model, not a curated record. Lineage: Eukaryota; Metazoa; Nematoda; Chromadorea; Rhabditida; Onchocercidae.